AAUUUAUCUCGAAAAUAGGGAUUUAGGGUUCCAACUCGCAAUCCCUAGAUUCUAACCAUAGCCUAAACUCGUACCCUUGAUAUCCACGAUUCGGCGGAGAAAUUGAUGUUCUCUUUUUACAUCGAUCCAGGUGCAAUUUUGGUUUUUCAGAUCUGAAACAUGUUUGAUGUGAAUGUGAAAAUUGGGAGAUUCAAUUUUUCUUGUUUGGAUUGAGGUUUUGUUGAUGGAAAAUAGAAUAGGAAACUCUCAUGGAGAGGAAAUUCGUAAGAAAUCAAGAUCUCUGGAUCUUAAGAGUUUGUAUAAAUGUGGUGAUUCAAAGGAUUCUUCUAAGAAUAAGUGUUUGAAGAGGAAAGAAAGUUCACAAGAGGGUGAUGGUGAGAAGAGGAGUAAUAAUAAUUCCAAGAGGAAGAAGAGCAGGAAAUCUCUUCCUCUCAGUAGUUUUAGAACCGUCGUCCAUGAUAGCAAUAGUAACAAGAGUUUAACUGAAGUGUAUAAUGGUGGGUUGAGUUCAAGGUUGCAUUAUCUGGGAAGUUUGAAUAAGUUGGGAUUCAGUCAGAAAUCAAAGAACGGUAGCAUUGCUGAUGAUGUCUCAGUUAGUUUGGAUAACAAUGGUAAUGGGAUACCAAAGCGUAAGCGGCGGUUUAUGGGGCGGAGCAAAUUUGAGGAUGGUCAAUUAUUGAAGCUGGCAGGGCAAUCUAAUAGUGAAGAAGUUAUUAAUGAGGAAGUGAAGUUAGCUAGUGAAGACUAUGGCACUCAGAAUGAGUCUUUGAAGGUUAAACGGGAGAAGAUUAUUGAUGAUUUUAAGGAGAACCGGAACAGUGAGUCAAGUUCAAUUCAGCAUUUGAAGAAAGCUGAUGGUAUUGCUGGUUACUCAGCUGUAAAUGAUGUCAACUCUUUGCAAAAAAAAUCACGGAGGAAGCCUAGGAAGAAGAAGGAUUCAAUGAAGGGUGAUAAAAGUGUUGCUAACAAGGCUGAGAGUUCUGUAGAGACUUGUGAUGCCUUUCAAGAAGAUGAAGAGAAUCUUGAAGAAAAUGCAGCAAGGAUGUUAUCAUCACGGUUUAACCCAAACUGUACUGGCUUUUCUUCAAACAGUAAAGUUUAUGUGUCACCAUCUGAGAAUGGAUUAUCUUUUCUUGCGUCUUCUGGUCAGAAUGCUAGUCCCGUGUCUAAGAAUUUGUCUGGUUCUGCAUCUGCUUCUGCCGAUGCUUCUGGUAGGAUAUUGAGACCACGGCAAAGUCAUAAAGAGAAGGCCAACUCAAGGAGAAGGCGCCAUUUUUAUGAAAUUUUCUCUGGGGACUUGGAUGCACACUGGGUGUUAAAUCGAAGGAUCAAGGUGUUCUGGCCUUUGGACAAGAAUUGGUAUUAUGGCCUUGUCUACGACUACGACAAAGUGAGAAAUCUUCAUCAUGUAAAAUAUGACGACCGUGAUGAGGAAUGGAUAGAUUUACAGAAUGAGAGAUUUAAGCUCCUGCUUUUUCCUAGUGAACUUCCCUGCAAAUCUCAAAAGAAAAGAUCUCGGCGAGUUAGAGUUUCUGAUGAUAGAAUCAAGAAUGUGAAGCUCAAGAAAGAGAAGGGUAAGAAAAAUUUCGUGACAGAAGAUGAGAGUACUAACUGGAACUAUAUGGAUUCUGAGCCCAUCAUCUCCUGGUUGGCUCGCUCCAGUCAUUGUGUCAAAUCCUGUCCUUUGCGUUCCAUGAAGAGACACAAAAAGUCUGUUUCAUCUCUUGGUUCUUGUACUCAACAAUUUUUGUGUAAUGAUGCUGUAGAUGAAAAUGGUUGUCCCUAUGGAGGUUCAUUGAAGGGAAGUAAAGUUAAAUUGUUCAACACCACUGCAUUGUCAAACAGACCAGUUGAUAGCAGAAGGGUUGAGGGUUCUUCGUUGGAUAGCACUAGUUACCCCAACAAAAAACAUCCUAUUGUAUAUUUUAGAAGGCGUUUUCGCAAGAUGGAUAAAGCAUUGUGUCAGGCUUCUAAAAGCAAUUGUAUUGGCAGUAAUGUUUCUGAAUCUAUCACAUCCCUUGGCUGUGUUGAUGAAUUUCAGGAUUUGGGUGUACUUGAUCCUUGCGUGGGAUGGUUGGAUCCUGAACGAGAUUUGUUGCUUAGUGAUAACGUAGGGCAGUUACAAUUAAAUAUUUCAUUGAUACAUUCAAAACAAUUCAGGGUUGGGUUGAGCGUCCCUAUGCUCUCUGUCUCAGAUAACUUAUUUGGUACAGAUAGCCUUUGGCUGCUUCGUACUUUGUUGUUACUGCAAUGUGGAAUGGUGAUGACUGUCUGGCCAAUGGUUCACAUGGAGAUCCUUUUUGUUGAUAAUGAAGUUGGAUUAAGGUUUUUCCUGUUUGAAGGUUCCUUGAAAAAGGUUAUAGCUUUUGUUUUCCAGAUCCUUAUGGUAUUUUCUCGACCUACUGAGCGGGGGAAGUGUCCUGAUCUGCAGUUGCCUAUAACUUCAAUCAGGUUCAAAUUAACUUGCUCUCAAGAUCUUAGGCGGCAGUUUGUCUUUGCUUUUUACAACUUCCAUGAAGUGAAGCAGUCAAAAUGGAUGUUACUGGACUAUAAGUUGAAAAGACAUUGUCUACUUAAUAGGCAACUGCCUCUGUCCGAGUGCACUUGUGAUAACAUUAAGGCGCUUCAGAAUGGAACAAAUCGGUUACUUGGUUCUCCUGCUUGCAAAGACUCCUCAACAGUUGAGGGUUUAAGGAGGAGAAAAUAUAAGCCAGGUAUCAGCCGUAUGGGUGUCUCCAAAGAAUCUGGUUUUCUGGAAGUUGGCCAGUUUUCUUGCAAUUCUGAGAAGCAUAGGAAUCUUCCUCAGUUUGCCCUUUCUUUUGGUGCUGCACCUACUUUCUUUCUUAGUUUGCAUCUUAAGCUACUUAUGGAACGUAGUCUUUCUUGCAUCAGCUUUCGCGAUCAUGACAACAUUGAGCAACCAGGAAGGUCUGGGAAUUUGUUGUUGGAUGACAGUUGUAGUAGAGAUGACUGUAUGAACAAUUCUGAAAAUAGUGUAGAAAAAAAUCUGAAGGCUUCAUUAAAGGAUGUUGCUUUUGAUGCUGAGUUAACAAAUCUUGGUCUCUCUGUUUGUGGUAAUGUAUGUCUGAAGAAGUCCUCACAGAAGUACAAAAAUGGUGAUCAAAUCGUUGAUGGAACUUCAGCUAGCUCUCAUGAACCUGAAGAAAUUGGAGCCAUAGCCAUUGGUUCAUUACCGAAGCAACAAUGUGACAUUUCAGAGUCUCGGCAACUUGCUGUGUCAUCAAAGUGUCCAGUUGAUGGUAAUAAGAAGAAUGGAAGUGGUUGUUCUGUUUUGAAUGGUAUUAGGGUUGAGAUUCCACCCUUUGAUCAAUAUGGAAAGCGUGUUGACAGUGAAUUACCCAGUACUCGGCAGUCUGCUGAUUUGAUUUGGAGUAUGAAUGGUGGAAUUAUCCCAAGUCCCAAUCCCACUGCUCCGAGAAGUACAUGGCAUCGAAAUAGAAGUUGUUUAUCGAUUGGUUAUCAUACUCAUGGUUGGUCAGAUGGAAAGGCUGAUUUCUUCAACAGUAACUUUGGAAAUGGACCUAAAAAGCCAUGGUCUCAGGUAUCAUACUCGAUGCCCUUUGGAAGCUUAGAUUACUGCUCAAAAAAUAAAGGCCAGCAGCAGAGAGCCCUUCCUCAAAAGCGAAUCAGGAGGGCUAAUGAAAUGAGAUCAUCUGAUGUUUCUAGAGGCUCCCAAAGGAAUUUGGAGUUACUAUUUUGUGAUGCAAAUGUACUAAUUACUACUGGUGACAGAGGAUGGCGAGAAUGUGGAGCGCAGGUUGCGCUAGAGCUCUUUGAUCAUAAUGAAUGGAAGCUGGCUGUUAAAGUGUCAGGGUCUACAAGGUACUCUUACAAGGCACAUCAGUUCCUGCAGCUUGGAUCCACCAAUCGUUUUACACAUGCUAUGAUGUGGAAAGGAGGGAAAGAUUGGAUCUUGGAGUUCACAGACAGGAGUCAGUGGGCUAUUUUCAAGGAGAUGCAUGAAGAGUGCUACAACCGUAAUUUCCGUGCUGCUUCUGUGAAGAACAUUCCUAUUCCUGGGGUUCGCUUAAUAGAGGAAUAUGAUGAAAAUGUGACAGAAGUGUCAUUUGUUCGUUGUUCUUCAAAGUACUUGCGCCAGGUUGACACUGAUGUUGAGAUGGCUUUGAAUCCAUCCCGUGUUUUAUAUGACAUGGAUAGUGAUGACGAACAGUGGAUUUCGAGAAUUCGCAAAACUUCAGAAAGUGAUAUCGGUAAUUCUUUGGAAUUUUCUGAUGAAAUGUUUGAGAAGGUUAUGGACAUGUUUGAGAAGGCUGCAUAUACUCAACAGUGCAGUCAGUUUACUUCUGAAGAAAUCCCAGAGCUCAUGGCUGGAGUUGGGUCCUUAAACGUAACCACAGCAAUCUAUGGGCAUUGGCAACAGAAGAGACAGAGACUUGGAAUGCCUUUAAUCCGUCAUCUCCAGCUGCCAUUGUGGGAAAGGUACCAACAGCAAGUGAGAGAGUGGGAGCAAGCAAUGUCUAAAGGUAACUCUAAAGCCUGUGAGAAGCCACCCAUGUUUGCUUUCUGUAUGAAACCCCGGGGACUGGAACUUCCGAAUAAAGGGUCAAAGUAUAGAUCCCAGAGGAAAAUUUCAGUUUCCGGUCAAAACCAUCAUGCCUUGGGAGAUCACGAGGGUUGUCAUUCCUUUGGCAGAAGGUCAAAUGGGUUCCUGUUUGAGGAUGAAAAGUUUCUAUAUCCUGCACAUAACUACGAUUCUUUCGAAGAUUCUCCACUGUCUCAAGUUUCACCAAGGCUAUUUUCACCACGAGAUGUUGGUAGCAUGGGGUACUUCCCCAUGGGCAGUGACAGGUUCGAUAAAAAUCAUCUCCGUAAACUUCAAAGAAGCAAGUCAAAGAAGUAUGUCACUUUUCUGCCAUCAAAUGAUGCACAGAUGAUGGAUUCAUACAAUCAGAGGCUUAUUGGCAAGAGAAAUGGAAUUCACCGAUGGAACAGGGACUUCCUUGAGUGGCCAAGCCAGCGGCAUUACCUUCCUGAUGGCUUUCAAAGGCAGGGUCCGGAACAGUGGGAUAACUCUGAUAUCGACGAGUUCACAUUGCGUGAUGCAUCUAGUGCAGCGCAGCAUGCACUUAAAAAGGCCAAGUUUAAGAGAGAAAAAGCGCAGAGAUUGCUUUUCAGAGCAGAUCUUGCAAUUCACAAGGCUGUGGUUGCUCUCAUGACUGCAGAGGCAAUUAAAGAAUGUUCCAAGGACUUAAAUGGUGGUGAUGGGUAGAAUAACGACCCGAUAAACCUUGGAGAGUGUCGACUGAACGAAAUUAGCCAACACCAUUCAGUUCUUGAGCUGAUGAAAUACGUAAAGAAUCAAACAUUCUUUUCCUCGAAAUGGUGGCUCGGAGUUUUGAUCGGUUGAUUAAGCGUAAAAAUGCCAACACGAAAGAUCUACUGGCCUCGAUGUUUUCUUUCUAAUCCUAGCAGCAGGUUGCACAGUAGUACAACCGUUGUUUCGAUUCUUCCGGUAAGUGGUGUAUGGAAUUUCGGCAGGCGAUAUCUGUACAGAAUUUUCUUUUUUUUCCGGUCCAUGACGUCGUAGUUCGAUCGGUUUUGCCUCUCAGCCUCGGUAUGGUCAUAUCAAAAAAUACAAGCAUCUCUUUUGUAAUCAAAUUGAUGUUUCCCUGUGUGAUUGAAAUGCUUGGAAUUUGGCGCAUUUGGUAGGGAUAUAUGUAUGAAAACAAAA
This is a messenger RNA of Hibiscus syriacus, 5713 nucleotides long. RefSeq lists its product as uncharacterized. Gene Ontology annotation, biological process: regulation of transcription by RNA polymerase II. Lineage: Eukaryota; Viridiplantae; Streptophyta; Magnoliopsida; Malvales; Malvaceae. The record is from RefSeq and is a predicted model, not a curated record. Gene Ontology annotation, cellular component: piccolo histone acetyltransferase complex. Bases 224 to 5251 code for a protein of 1675 amino acids. The transcript has 6 exons.